Messenger RNA from Plectropomus leopardus (leopard coralgrouper), 2663 nucleotides. RefSeq names its product mitogen-activated protein kinase 4 (gene mapk4). Gene Ontology annotation, biological process: protein phosphorylation. Gene Ontology annotation, molecular function: ATP binding; MAP kinase activity. The record is from RefSeq and is a predicted model, not a curated record. NCBI's taxonomy places the organism in Eukaryota, Metazoa, Chordata, Actinopteri, Perciformes, Serranidae.
AAUGUUGAAUCUGUUAUUUUUAUACUGAAGAUGCUUCACACUCCUCGUCCUCAAAGGUUGUUUUAAAUGUGAUACCUCAGCAAGUUCAGUAAAAGGGUGAUUUAAUAAGAAUCCGCCUACACAGGAGGAGAAGAGGAGGUGAAGAUGAUGCACAAAGACACUUCUUAAGCCUGAAGGAAACAUCUUUUUUUCUAAUCUCCGACAGCUCAAAAUUCUGGAUAAAAUACUGGGACUUUUGUGGGCCCAAAAAACUGCCACCACCUUUCACCAGACUAGUUGUGGGACUGAAUUUGGGUCUUGCUUACAUGAGGACAAACAUCUACACCAGCUACCUAGAGGAAAAAUCAGGUCUUUACUUGAGGUUCUGGACUCACCAGCAAGAUGUAACAUCAUGUGCGUAAGAUAAGAUAAAGCACUUUUAUCAAAGCUUGAGUUACCUGGAAUCAUCUGUCCCUAACAACCCACUCUGAACUAUCAUGGCCAGACAGGACACCCCCCUCUUCCUCCAUGGCUUUGACCUGGGCGGCCACUUUGUUGACCUUAGACCCCUCGGCACGGGCGUCACAGGCCUGGUCCUCUCAGCUGUGGACCAGCGCACCAGACAGCGUGUGGCAAUCAAAAAGCUGGUGAUGCGUGAUGCCGUGACGGUGAAGCAUGCUCUGCGGGAGGUCAAAAUCACUCGUAGGUUGCACCAUGAAAAUGUGGUGAGGGUUCAUGAGGUUUUGGCGCCGUAUGGACGACCGCUGCCCAGAGACCCGACCCAGCUGAGUGCCCUGUACAUCGUCCAGGAGUGCAUGGAGACAGAUCUGGCUCGGCUGCUGGAACAAGGACCACUACCCACAGGUCACGCUACACUGCUGUUCUACCAGCUGCUGAGGGGGCUGAAGUUCAUCCACUCAGCGAAUGUCCUGCACAGAGAUCUGAAGCCUGCCAACAUAUUCAUCAACACUGACCAACUGCUGCUCAAGAUCGGAGACUUCGGGCUGGCCAGGAUCGUCGACCCUCAUUAUUCUCAUAAGGGCUAUCUGUCAGAGGGUCUGGUAACUAAGUGGUACUGUUCCCCCCGUCUGCUCCUGUCCCCCAACAACUACACCAAGGCCAUCGACAUGUGGGCUGCUGGCUGCAUACUGGCUGAGAUGCUCACUGGACGCAUGCCGUUUGCAGGAGCUCAUGAGCUGGAGCAGAUGCAACUGAUUCUCGACACAGUGCCGGUGCUGAGAGAGGAGGACAGGCAGGACCUGCUACAGGUGAUGCCUUCAUACAUCAGUCAUGGAUGGAGAGUCAAGAAACCAUUUUCUGAAGUGUUGCCUGAAGUGGAUGCUCAGGCUGUGGAUUUCCUUGAGCGUAUCUUGACCUUUAACCCCAUGGAUCGGCUGACAGCUGAAGCAGCACUGUCCCACCCCUUCCUCCAACAGUACUCCUGUCCAGAGGACGAGCCCACUUCAUUGCAUCCCUUCCGUAUCGAGGACGAACUGGAAGACAGCCUUGUCACCGAGCAAAGCCUCAGCAACAGCAACAGUCAGGCCUCCAGCAUCCACUGGGAGAGGUAUGAGAACAGUUUAUCAACAGAUGUGUCCUGGCAGCAGUCAGGCGGUGGGUGUCACUGCAUGCCCCCCAGACAUGUCACCUCUGACCUUGGAGAUACGACAGAGGACGAGGAGGUGCAGAGAGACCCACGGGCCAGCUCCACCACUCUGUUAGAGGAGGCGCAGGUCGACCCACGCAAGUAUUCCCACAGCAGCUCAGCUGAACGCUUCCUGGAGAACUCUCACUCCUCCCUGGAACGAGCCUGUGGUUUGAGCUAUGGGGAACUGGACUGUGGCCGCUCCUGUGACUACAAAGUGGGCUCUCCUUCAUAUCUGGAUAAAAUUGCCUGGAGGGAGGGCAAGCCUCAACACUACUCAGAGCCAAAGCUGAUCCUGGAUCUGUCUCAUUGGAAGCGAAACACUAACAGCCUCCCUGUGCCUGCUGAGCCCAUUGGUAGCAGCGCGGAGGACCUGGGGGAGAUGAAAGAGGAGGAAGAAGAAGAGGAAGAAGAAGAGGAGACGGGGGAUUUAUUCCAAGAGAUCUCUCGCUGGGUGGAGAGCACCCAGUCUCGCCUGCACUCGCCCAGUCCCAGUCCUUCUUUGGAGCCUCGCUCACCCUCCUGCUACACCUCCUCUCCUCCUCUUCCUCUCUCCCCGACUGACCUCCCAACUCCAGUCUUCCACUACACAGAAGUUGUGCGGCAAGCUGAAUAUGAUGAAGACAGACUAAGCCCUCUUCAACCUGUCACAUCUUCCUCUAAUUCCCUUCCCUCACUUCUCCCCUCAUCUCCCACGACUCCACUUCCUCCUCAGUCACCUCAAACAGCGUCUCCCCCCGUCUCGCCACUUUUUCCUUCUCAAGUAUCUCAACCACUUUCCUCUACUUCCUCCAUUUCUCAGCCAGUGAACGAUGACCCCUUGGAGUCACUUCCUGUCAAGCAAAAGGACCGGCUGUUCGACCUGGACGUGUUCAUAUCCCGAGCGCUGAAACUGUGCAGACAGAAUAAGGAGAAAGCAGACGGGAAGAAAGGAAGAGACGGUGGAUGGAGGGAAGAAAGCAAACAGACAAAUAUUACCAGAAAGUUGCCCAGACUUCCAGAGCACAGGAUUCCACCUCCGCAGACUCCCAAGUCUUGA